This is a messenger RNA of Camponotus floridanus (Florida carpenter ant), 1348 nucleotides long. Its product is annotated as ornithine decarboxylase 1-like. Gene Ontology annotation, cellular component: cytoplasm. The transcript is spliced from 7 exons. The record is from RefSeq and is a predicted model, not a curated record. Gene Ontology annotation, molecular function: ornithine decarboxylase activity. Bases 25 to 1254 code for a protein of 409 amino acids. Lineage: Eukaryota; Metazoa; Arthropoda; Insecta; Hymenoptera; Formicidae.
CAUAGCACGAUCUACUUUUUUAACAUGGCAAGAUCUACUUUUGAUGAAAUAAAAAUCUUUGAUGACUCGAUGGAUGAUAUGACCAUUAUAAAGAAUAUAAUAAUUAAUAUAGAAGAUCAAGAGCGUGCCUUUUAUAUUACGGAUAUCGGUAAUGUUCUUCGAAAGCAUCAAGAAUGGAUUACUAAGAUGCCUAAGGUCAUCCCAUACUUUGCAAUUAAAUGUAAUCCAGAUCCAACGGUAAUUAAAGUUCUCGCAGCUUUGAAUGUCAGUUUCGAUUGUGCAUCCAAGCAAGAAAUAGAGCAAGUAAUGCGAUAUGGAGUGCAUGGUGAUCGAAUUAUUUUUGCACAUCCGACUAAAUAUCCAUCUCACAUAAAGUAUGCUAAAAAGGUGGGCGUCGAAAUAAUGACGGUUGACAAUGAAAACGAGUUGUUUAAGAUUAAGGAUCUCUUCUCCGAAGCUAAAAUCGUUAUACGUAUACGUUGCGAUGCGAAGAAUAAUAGUAAUACCUCAGUAAUAUUGGGAUUAAAAUUCGGUUCCGAACCGAAUGAGGAAACUAUAAAUUUAAUAAAACUCGCAAAACAUCUCCGUCUGAAUCUGUACGGCUUUAGCUUCCACGUCGGUAGUCCGUGUAGAGAAAUGAAGGCUUACAAAAGGGGAAUCGAAUUGUGCAAACAAUUAAUUAACAUCUCCAAAGCAAUUGGACACGACAAUGUGCAGUUGAUCGACAUCGGCGGUGGAUUUCCCGGAGAGAAUGGGACGAAUGCCGAUAUGUUCGCCAAUAUUAUCAACGAUGCGAUACAAGAUCUCGAUCCUAGCAUAAGAGUCAUUAGUGAACCAGGAAGUUAUUACGUAGCUUCAAGCUUUACUUUGGCUGCAUAUAUACAUUCUAAGAGAAUUACUCCGAAGAAUGGUAAAAUGAUGAGAAUGUAUUACAUGAAUUGCGGUGUAUUCAAUUCCUUUAUAGAUGAACUGCUGGGCCUGCAAUCUAGAACACCGGUAUUACUUUCCGAGCCAAUAAGCAACGAAAAAUUCCUUUCAAGUAUAUGGGGGCCGACUGCCGAUUCGUGUGACGUAAUUGUCAAGGAAAUGAUGUUGCCCGAGGUUCAAAUAGGCGAUUGGUUGAUUUGGAAAGAUAUGGGCGCUUACUCUACAGCCCUUGCUACUACAUUCAACGGGUUCCCAAUUCCGAUUGUGAUACCAAUAAUUAGAAAGAGUCAAUGGAAGAAUUUUAAAGCGCAAAUUGACUCAGUGUAGCAAUUUGCUUCAUUCUUCAAAAAUCUAUCGAGCAACUUGGGAAAAAAUAUAUAAUGAGAAUAAUAGAAUAAUAUCUUAAUGAAAUAUAAAAAGC